Ricinus communis (castor bean) is the source of this 1220-nucleotide messenger RNA. RefSeq names its product methionine adenosyltransferase 2 subunit beta. The transcript is spliced from 6 exons. Lineage: Eukaryota; Viridiplantae; Streptophyta; Magnoliopsida; Malpighiales; Euphorbiaceae. The record is from RefSeq and is a predicted model, not a curated record. The coding region runs from base 1 to 957 and encodes 318 amino acids.
AUGGAAACGAAGAAGAAAGUGUUGGUAGUAGGAGGAACUGGGUACUUAGGGCAACACUUAUUGCAAGGCCUUUCAGAGAUCGAAGACAGUCCAUACGAUCUUGCAUUUACUCAUCAUUCCAAUUCCACUCCUCCUCAGCCCUUGCUUGAUGCCGUUCGUCACUCCCCCUCUUUCCACGUCGAUUUGCAAACUGGAGAUGGAUUUCAAGCCAUUACACAUGAAUUUGGGCAGCCUGAUGUUGUUGUAAAUUGUGCUGCAAUUUCUUUACCUCGUGCCUGUGAAAAGGAUCCUGCCACUGCUAUGUCUAUAAAUAUACCUUCCUCUCUUGUCAAUUGGUUAUCUACCUUUGAAGGCCGAGAUACUCUUCUUAUACAUCUAUCUACUGAUCAAGUUUAUGAAGGGGUAAAAUCCUUCUACAAAGAAGAAGACGAAGCUGUUCCUGUGAACGUAUAUGGAAAAUCAAAACUGGAAGCAGAGAAAUUUAUUUCUGAAAGAUGCCUUAACUUUGUAAUUUUGAGAAGCAGCAUCAUCUUUGGCCCGCAGACUAUCUCACCCGUUCCCAAAUCUCUUCCAAUUCAGUGGAUUGAUAGUGUUCUCUCCAAAGGAGAACAGAUUGAGUUUUUCCAUGACGAGUUCCGCUGCCCCGUCUAUGUCAAGGAUGUUGUUGCUGUUAUACUUUCUUUGACUAAUAGAUGGAUAUCAGAAAGCAAGCAAAUGCAGCUGCUUCUGAAUGUUGGUGGACCGGACAGGGUGUCCCGUGUUCAAAUGGCUGAGGCUGUGGCAGAUAUUAGAGGAUACAACAGUGCCUUGAUUAAGUCAGUAUCUGCAGCAUCGGUUGAUCGUGGUGUCUUAUCCCCAGCUGACAUAUCGAUGAAUAUUUCAAGAAUAGUUCGAGAACUGCACUUUUCGCCUACUCCAUUCAGGCAUGGUGUCAAAUUGACACUAGAAACUGCUUAAAUGGAUGAAAAAUUUGUGGAAAAUUGCAUUCUUAUUCUGUAUGAGAGCUUUUGCCAAGGCUAGUAUGAGAUCGAAUUUCCAUUAAGUUUAAAAAAGAAAAAGUGUUCUGUACGUCCAUUCACUGUGGAACUCUUUUUCUCCUCGUUUCAAAUUGUAUGAAAAGAAUAAUGUAUAUUUAUAAUUCUUUGUUUCGAGAACUGAAAAUUCUAGGAAUGUAGAUUGUGCAAUUUGGUCCUGGAUGUUGUCACCAGGCUUCCGUUUCA